This is a messenger RNA of Parnassius mnemosyne (clouded apollo), 1338 nucleotides long. The record is from the annotation of a GenBank genome assembly. Lineage: Eukaryota; Metazoa; Arthropoda; Insecta; Lepidoptera; Papilionidae.
AUGUGUUACGAUCAUUACGGUGUAGAAACGGGCGAGGGGAGCGUGGCGGAGGCAGCCGCGGAGGGUGGCGGGUCGUGUGCGACGCAGGCGUGGGGCGCAUGGGGUCCGUGCAGCGUCACGUGCGGUCCGGGCCGCGCCGUUCGCCAGCGCCACUACGUAUGGCCGGCGCGUGCUUUCGCGGACGCCUGCCGCGCCUUGCUCACCGACUAUCGCCGCUGCCACGGACCCAGGGCGCAUUGCAGAGUAAAGGCUGAGUACGAGGCGGAGCCGGCGGAGGCGCACGGGCCGUGCGCGGUGUCGCAGUGGAGCGAGUGGUCGCCGUGCGAGGGCUGCGGCGUGCGCGCGCGUACGCGCCACUACCUGACGCCGCGCGCCCGCAAGCGCUGCCACGUCGGCUUCCGCGCCGCCGCCGUCAUGAGCCAAGCCAUACCGUGCGACAGUGGACCUUGCUACAAACCUACCGGAGCACUAGCAAACGCAACAAACUUCGACUGGUUUUUUGUGGAUAACCCGACCGCGGAGUGUCCGGUGAGUGCGUGGGGCGAGUGGUCGCCGUGCUCGUCGCGCUGCGGGCGCGGGCGGCGCGUGCGCGGCCGCCUGCUGGUGGCGCAGAGCGCGCGCCUGCAGCCGCGCCUCACGCGCCACCUGCUGCACCUCUGGAACCAGCGCUUUGCACAACUGCAGCACUUGGAGCUACCAGAGUUAAAUGCGACAGAAGAGGAUCCUGAAAUUGAGAGCAUGGUACAGGAGCAUCUUGAACGUUGCCAGUUCACCCUCACGCAACAAGAGGCUCUCUGCGAUGCAGAUGACGGUUGUCAAGUUGUCACACCACAAGAUGUGUGUUCCUUGCCGCUGUCGGUGGGACCUUGUCGUGGCUAUGAGGAACGUUGGUUUUACGAUACAAUACGGAACGAGUGUGAACCAUUCGGCUUUACUGGCUGCGGAGGCAACGCAAAUAACUUCCCUACGAAGGAGAUAUGUAAUAGGCAAUGCAAAAGAAAACAAAAUGACAUUUAUAAUAUUGCUCUAAAUAGCCACCCAGAGAUAAUUUUUAAAAAGAUUAAACCUACACCUUCCAACCGUGACAACGAAGUUAUGCAGAAUGACACGCCAAUUUUAGCAGAUGACGUUGACUGCGAGACGGGUUCGUGGCUUGGUUGGAGCGAUUGCUUCGGAGACUGUGACUACGCUAUCAAACUCAAUUAUCGCCUCAUUUUGCAAGGCGUAUCAGGACUUGGGAAACCGUGCUCGAAGCUAAUAAAAAGUCGUAUUUGUAAACCUGGCUAUUGUCGUAAAUUAUUUCUUGUUAAUAAUAAUUCCUCAGUUGAAUUCGAUUAA